UUUAAGAUUUUGUGUGUAAUAGUCAUAUUUUGGGGUCUGGGAUUGUUCGCCUAUAAAUACGCUCUCAAGUGUUCGACGAAUUGCCGCAAAGAGUCGUGAAAUAUCGACACGAACACUGAGUUAGACUUAGAAGAAGGUACCUUGCCCAGCUUGAGAAGAUAUGGAUACUUUCCUGUUUACUUCCGAAUCUGUGAACGAGGGACACCCCGAUAAGCUCUGCGAUCAGAUUUCUGAUGCAGUGCUUGAUGCCUGCCUUGAACAGGAUCCCGACAGCAAGGUCGCCUGCGAAACCUGUUCAAAGACUAACAUGGUGAUGGUCUUUGGAGAGAUCACAACCAAAGCCAAGGUUGAGUACGAGAAGAUUGUGCGUGACACUUGCCGUUCGAUUGGAUUCGUGUCCGAUGAUGUUGGUCUCGAUGCUGACAACUGCAAAGUCCUGGUUUACAUCGAGCAGCAGAGCCCUGAUAUUGCGCAGGGUGUGCACGGUCACCUCACCAAGCGCCCUGAGGAGAUUGGAGCGGGUGACCAGGGUCAUAUGUUUGGCUAUGCCACUGAUGAGACCCCUGAGUUCAUGCCCCUGAGCCAUGUUCUCGCCACUAAGCUUGGUGCCCGUCUCACUGAAGUUCGCAAGAAUGGGACCUGCCCGUGGUUGAGACCCGAUGGCAAGACCCAAGUUACCGUCGAAUACAUCAAUGACCAUGGCGCCAUGGUUCCUGUCCGCGUCCACACGGUUCUCAUCUCCACACAGCACGACGAAACUGUCACCAAUGACAAGAUUGCUGCUGACCUCAAAGAACAUGUUAUCAAGCCCGUGAUCCCAGAGAAGUACCUAGAUGAAAAGACCAUCUUCCACCUCAACCCCUCAGGCCGUUUCGUCAUUGGAGGCCCUCAUGGAGACGCAGGUCUAACGGGGCGAAAAAUCAUCAUCGACACCUAUGGUGGUUGGGGAGCUCACGGUGGCGGUGCAUUCUCUGGCAAGGACCCCACUAAGGUGGACAGGAGUGGCGCCUACAUUGUUAGGCAGGCUGCCAAGAGCAUUGUCGCAAGUGGGCUUGCUCGCAGGUGCAUUGUCCAGGUCUCGUACGCCAUUGGUGUCCCUGAGCCAUUGUCGGUCUUUGUUGACACUUACGGCACUGGGAAGAUUCCAGACAAGGAGAUCCUCAAGAUUGUGAAGGAGAACUUUGAUUUCAGGCCUGGAAUGAUUGCCAUUAACCUGGACCUCAAGAGGGGUGGCGAUGUAAGGUUUUUGAAGACAGCUGCUUAUGGCCACUUUGGCAGAGAUGACCCUGACUUCACUUGGGAAGUGGUGAAGCCCCUCAAGUGGGAAAAGCCUCAAGAGUAAACGGGAUUUAAAAGCAUGUUCACUGCUUGCACUUGAUCAAUAAUAUGCAUCUGCUUUCCAGCUGCAUUGGGCCCACAAAUUUGAGCUAUUGCUUGCUUGUCUUUCUUUUGUCCCUUUUUUUUCUCGAAAUUUUUUUUUAUUCUCUUUAAUGUGUUAAAAAAUAAAAGUUACUGAUUUUUGAGUUGUAAUCAAAGCAAUCUUGCAGAAUGAAGCUGCUUCAAUAUCUAUCUUAGGAUGUUUUAAAUGUGAUUAAUGA
Morus notabilis is the source of this 1598-nucleotide messenger RNA. RefSeq names its product S-adenosylmethionine synthase 1. Gene Ontology annotation, molecular function: ATP binding; methionine adenosyltransferase activity. The transcript is spliced from 2 exons. The record is from RefSeq and is a predicted model, not a curated record. Lineage: Eukaryota; Viridiplantae; Streptophyta; Magnoliopsida; Rosales; Moraceae. Gene Ontology annotation, cellular component: cytosol. Bases 161 to 1342 code for a protein of 393 amino acids. Gene Ontology annotation, biological process: S-adenosylmethionine biosynthetic process.